AUGUUCUCCCUCGUGGUCAUUGCUGUGCUCUGCACCAGCUGCCUGGCAGCACCAUAUGAUUUUAGCUCCUUCUCUCUUCCUGUUGGAGGUAGCAGUGGUGAUGCCUUCUACACACAAGGAGACGGAAGGAUCAGUGGAAUUCGGGUCUGGGAAAAUCCAAAUUCUUACAUUACAGGCCUUCAGGUACGUUACGGUACCACUUGGUCGCCCACUAUUGGACGGGAAGUAGGAACGGCACAGGAACUGUUGUUACAAGGUCAUGAAGCAAUUACUCAGUAUUCCUUCAACAUGUUCCCUCAGUACCGAGGAGCAGUGCUCAAGACUCUGCAUGGACGCGUCAACAGUGCAGGGAUCACUUCUCUGGGAGCUCAGUGGGGAAUGUUCUACUUUUCCAACGCUUAUUUCCAUGAAUAA
Messenger RNA from Salarias fasciatus (jewelled blenny), 414 nucleotides. Its product is annotated as zymogen granule membrane protein 16-like. NCBI's taxonomy places the organism in Eukaryota, Metazoa, Chordata, Actinopteri, Blenniiformes, Blenniidae. The coding region runs from base 1 to 414 and encodes 137 amino acids. The record is from RefSeq and is a predicted model, not a curated record. The transcript is spliced from 4 exons.